AGUGGAAAUUUGCAUACUUCAGUAAACAUAUUAAUAACAUCAAACAUAAUUAUUGAGAAAUUGGAAAAAUAUAUUCCCUUAAUUAAUUGGGAGAUUCAAAGUAAUAAUUUAUUUUCACCCAUUCCUUUAUUGAAUUAAGUUUAGUUUUUGCUAUUUUUGUAGUGAUAAGUCUUCUGGGAUUUUAUUUAUCAACUUACUUCUUUGGUACUCAGUCUUAAAUUAAAUGACGGAAAAUAUCAGCUUUUCAGCUGAGUUAUUGAUUCAUAAUAUUAUUUUAAAAAAUGUAACAAGCUGAGCUAAGUUUUGAUUUUAUUUCAUCACAGUCAUUUUAAAGUGUGCUUUACAAUUUUUAUAACCUUUAAAUUUUGUGUGCAGGAUUCAUGCUUUUAACUUGUUUUUAAAAUUACAUAGAACUAAAAAAACUUGAAAAGUUUUGACCCUCCAUGGCUCAUCUGAUGAGAAGAUUGCAAAAGGAGUUCCAGGAGAUACAGAGAGGCAAAAUAAAAGAUUUCCAAAGUGUAACCGUACUCGAUUCCAACUUUCUGAAAUGGCAAGGCAACCUCUUGCCACAGAAACCGCCCUACAACAAGGCCGCCUUCCAGAUUGAAAUAAAAUUCACGACCGAUUAUCCAUUUCUGGCGCCGAAAAUUAAUUUCAUAACGAAAAUCUAUCAUCCGAACGUGGACGAGAGUGGUCACGUGUGUUUGCCGAUUAUUUCAAUGGAGCACUGGAAGCCCGUCACCAAAGUUGAGGAUGUCAUCUUGGCUCUCCUGGAUGUCAUCAACAACCCGCAGCCGGAGAAUGCCAUCCGGCCCGAGCUGGCUCAGGAAUACUCUUCUGAUUACAAGAAAUUCCAGAAGAAGGCAAACGAUCAUGCAAUAAAAUACGGCAUUAAACGAUGAAACAGUUUCCAGAACUGUUAUAAUGAAAUUGUAAAUACCGUAUCAAAAGUAAUACAAAAUUAUUGAACACUUAUAUUUCUGUUUUGAAUUGUACAGGAAUUAAUUUUUCAUCGAAAUUUUAAGUCUGCACUAUUCUUACUAUUUGAUGUAAAUGAAAUAAUAAAUUACAACAUUAAUUUUUUUCACUUUUUGUGUAGUUGAGAAGUUGAUAUUGUGGUAAUUAUUCAUAUUGAAUGAAAAAGACUAAGAACUUAAGUUCUUAGUCCAGUGGGUAGCGAGCGAUCAAUCCUUCCAAAAACGUAUAUAAUCAUAGCACAUAUGUAAUAUAUUUUUUGUGGAUCUUAUUAAAAUGAGUAUACAUUUAUAAAUUCCUGAA
Messenger RNA from Nilaparvata lugens (brown planthopper), 1278 nucleotides. Its product is annotated as ubiquitin-conjugating enzyme E2 L3-like. The coding region runs from base 444 to 902 and encodes 152 amino acids. The record is from RefSeq and is a predicted model, not a curated record. NCBI's taxonomy places the organism in Eukaryota, Metazoa, Arthropoda, Insecta, Hemiptera, Delphacidae. The transcript has 2 exons.